UUGUUCUUAUCAGUUCGCAAGGGCCUCGAGAAUUGCCUUUUAAAUGAGAUAAAGCAUAACAAGUUAUUGAAUAAUAUUUGUAGAAUCCAAAAAAAACGUGAAUAUAUACACAACUUUGAGGAUACAGAUACACAUUCUUCACAUGAUCCACAAAGUUAUUUAUCUUCCACUGAAUUGAGGGAAGAACACACAUCUCGUGACGAUAAAUGGAUUAGACUGAAUCACAAGGAUAAAUCAAUUGAAGAAUCCAUUCCUGAAACCCUAAAUUUGAAUAAAAGUCACCCACCUGCUAGUACACAUUUGAGGGAUUCCUGUAAUAUCUAUGUUCAACCAGGCGGUUUAGAGGUCAAGUGCAAUUUAGACUGGUUGCUCAAGUGUUCUUUGUUUGUUAAAUCUGCAGAAAGUAUAUGGCUGAGGAUUGGAAAUCCGUUCAGAUGCCAUUCUGAGGAGCAGCUCGUAACGUUUAUUUCAAAGUUGCCCUGGAGCUCAUAUCUCCCCGCAACCUUCGUAGAUACAAUUCCAUUGCGCAUUAUUUCAAGGUUUUCUAAGCUCUGGUCCAGUCACACCAUAGAUAGUUGUGUGAGAAAGGGGAUCAAGUUAAGCUUUGAGGACAGUAAAAAGGAGUGUAACAAGUUCACGGCUGUCGAAGAUAGUUGCAUUUCACUCACACUAAAUAGGAACACUUGUUAUUUGGCAUAUCAGUUCUCCGGGAGACUAUCUCCAAGGUUUUACAACUUUCAAUUUCUGGACGGAGAAAGGGUUGACUAUUCUAAGUAUAUUCCAUCUUGGUCACUCACGGGAGUUAAAAAAAAAUUGCUAGAGGAGAGUGGGAUUCAUAAAGAUAUAGUUAGAAUCGCCAAAAAACCAGCUUCUGACUCAUUUGACUCAAAAAGGAAGGAUUAUAUAAAGUUUCAGCACUUUUUGACAAACGACUUUUCGGACACUUCAGACUCCCUCAUUGCAGGAUUUUUGAGGGACAGAGAAGUAUUGAGGGCCCUGACUUCUAAAGUAGAACGUAUUUGGGAUCCUUUCUGCGCAAACGGACUGCUGAUAUGUGAACUGAUGUCCAUGCUACUGUCCCUCCCAAAUUACGUUCCAGACAAAAGUCACCUUAGCAGUAGUUUUUUUACCCAAAAUUUGGAGGAAUACAAGUUAAAGCUGCUGGAUUAUAUUAAUACCAGCGGGCCUAAGAAGCACAUUAGCAUCAUAGGAUCGGACACGAGCGCCGUUAAGUUAACGGAGGCCAACUCUAAAAUACUUAAAUUCUUUUCUUUUUACAAGGACAUAUUAGGUAGGCGUUCUGUGGAUUACAGCUUGCUUUAG
This is a messenger RNA of Theileria orientalis strain Shintoku, 1323 nucleotides long. RefSeq lists its product as hypothetical. Lineage: Eukaryota; Apicomplexa; Aconoidasida; Piroplasmida; Theileriidae. The record is from RefSeq and is a predicted model, not a curated record. The transcript is spliced from 2 exons.